AUGUCGUCCAAGAACAGCAUCGUCCCACCCCACCGCAAGCAAACGGGAACCAAGCAGACACAACCCAAGCAACCCCAACCCAAGUCCUCGUCACCCACCACCAAGAGACCCACACCCUCCCUCUCCCCCUUCCAAUGCGGCGACCCGUCCCACUCCACCUACCGCCCCUCGCCCGAGCUAGAAUCCCGCAUCCGCCACAACUGCCCCCUCCCAAAAACGGAAACCAAAAUCCUCGACGCCAAAAACCGCACCAUCACCACCAUCACCCACCGUGCCACCGUCACGGACGCCAUGGUGGAGGACUACCAUGAAGAGGCCGUUGCGCGGUACUCGAAGACUGGGGGUAAGCAGGGCAAGCCGAUAUGUCUUGAAGAAAAGAAAAAGGCCGUGGAUCAAGCUCUCGUCGAUCGCCAGGAGCUGCAAGAUGAGGAUUGGGAGGUCGUCGAUUCGGCGGAUGUGGAUGAUCGCUGGGAUGUGAGGGGUGCGUUUUCGGGGAAGAGGGUCAAGGCGCUUGAGGAGGGGAUUCAGUGA
Molecule: messenger RNA, 531 nt
Organism: Zasmidium cellare ATCC 36951
Lineage: Eukaryota; Fungi; Ascomycota; Dothideomycetes; Mycosphaerellales; Mycosphaerellaceae
Exons: 2
Coding region: 1-531 (176 amino acids)
Source: RefSeq, a predicted model, not a curated record